GUUUACUUUGCUAUUGCAAUGGCAAGCUUAUCUGAGACCUUGAUAUCUGUCUGUGGGCUGGUGCUGAUAGACAAGAAACUGAAACAAAAACAAGCAACUUAGCUUACUGGCCACAAACUGACUGUCGAGGCCAUAUCUGGCCUUGGCUUCUUAAUUCAUGGUAAUGUUUGGGCCCAACAAUCAUGUCUUUCAAGACUGACAUGUUCCCCACAAGUCUCUCUGCUCUGCCAAAUACCGUGGCCGUAGUCCUAAUCCUCAAGACGCAGGAACCAUAUUCUUACUUUGGGAUGAUAUGGACUGCCAUCGCCAUGGCUAGCUUGUUCUCUGCUGGACUUCAGGUACCUGUAGCAGCCAUGUACUUUGAAAACAUUAGAUUUUACUGCAGGCGCCGACGACAGACGUUUCCGGGAGAUAUUGGCUGGGAGGAAUCAGUGUAUCAGGAAGAAAUGGCGAUGCUUGAGAAGGGUAUGGCGGAUUUGGAGGGAAGAAAUAGUUCUGGGACAAGUGAGCAGUCACUGAUGCCACAAAACCAUGUGUACGCUGCUUAUCACUUACCACUCGGAGUUGUUUCAUCACACCCACAACGAUAGGGUGAGAGCAGUGAGAAGGCCAAGUCUAUUUGACCCAGGUCUUAGCUAUAGAUACAGGAGUGUACGAGUACGCUGAGUAUAUAUCCAAUUGUAGACUGUUUAAUACUCGAAAACAU
This is a messenger RNA of Bipolaris sorokiniana ND90Pr, 706 nucleotides long. RefSeq lists its product as uncharacterized. The transcript has a single exon. Bases 183 to 590 code for a protein of 135 amino acids. NCBI's taxonomy places the organism in Eukaryota, Fungi, Ascomycota, Dothideomycetes, Pleosporales, Pleosporaceae. The record is from RefSeq and is a predicted model, not a curated record.